Tricharina praecox is the source of this 1797-nucleotide messenger RNA. RefSeq names its product acyl-CoA N-acyltransferase. The transcript is spliced from 2 exons. Gene Ontology annotation, cellular component: nucleus. Gene Ontology annotation, molecular function: histone binding; histone H4 acetyltransferase activity. Bases 175 to 1473 code for a protein of 432 amino acids. The record is from RefSeq and is a predicted model, not a curated record. Lineage: Eukaryota; Fungi; Ascomycota; Pezizomycetes; Pezizales; Pyronemataceae. Gene Ontology annotation, biological process: subtelomeric heterochromatin formation.
CGAAUGCUCACUUGUGAGUCAGUUGGGCGCCUUAUGUAUCACUAGCGCCGAUUUAGUGAUCCAUCGCGUCAAACACCAACCAAGCAACGCGACACUCCCCAGCGCGAAUCGCCAUACAACCACCCUCACCACUACCACCAACCGCUCUCCCCACUGCCCAAGCCAGUACUCGCCAUGGCGACCACUCUCGACGCCGAAGACUGGUCUACCGAUGCGAACGACGCACUCUCCCUCACCUUGAUCUCUCCGAUCACCGGCAAACCCACUACUUCCGAGUUCGCACCGCUGUUCACGUACAGUCUCUACGGCGAGACGCAAGCGAUCUAUGGCUACAAGGACCUGAAGAUGCGGAUACUCCUCGCCGCAGACGACAUGACGCCCUGCGUUGACGUGACCUGGGCGGAAGUUGUGGAGCCUAUUGGGGGGGUUAAGGCUGAGGAUGUGUUGAUGCCGCUGAAGGAGUGUAUGCCUGCGUAUGCGUUUGAGCGCAACAUCGAAGAGUUCACCGACCACAUCAAGGCGGCUCGCGAGAGCAAAGUGUUCACACCACCGGGAAGGCUCCACAGCACCUACACGAGUUCCGGCCGAACCUUCGAAGCAUGGCGCUCUUCGAUCGACGAUGUCGACUGCCAGAGUGUACUGGAGAACUUGCAGUUCCUGGUACAACUCUACAUCGAGGGCGGCCAGGCUAUCGAUCUCGACGACGAGGAAUGGAGCAACAAGCGCUGGGAUGUGUUUUUCCUGUACGAGCGGAACCAGAAGGACAAUAUGUACUUGUUUGUGGGGUACUGUACUCUCUAUAGGUACUAUUACUUCCAUAGCCUUGUCUCGGGCCAGGUGCGCGUCAGGCUAUCGCAGUUCAUCAUCCUACCGCCGUAUCAGCGUGAGGGCCACGGAUCGAAUUUCUACGAUGCGAUUAUGCGACACUACCUCAACUCCUCCGAGGUCCGCGAGAUCACGGUCGAAGACCCUAGCGAGGAAUUCGGUGACCUGAGGGAUCUCCAGGACAUGACCAGGCUCAACAGAGACAAAGAAUUCCGCUCGGUUAAACUGGUCGAUGUUGCGACGAGGAAGUUCCCGUUGAAGGCGGUCCGAGAGAGAGCCAAGAUGCCCGAGCGACAGUUCCUUAGGUGUCUGGAGAUGCAGCUGCUGCGCGGCCUCAACAGGAAGGAGAAGAGGGCCCACAAGAUGUUCCGUCUCAUCGUCAAAGGACGCAUUUACAGACAGCAGGUCGAUGUUUUGGCGCAGCUGGCAAGGCUCGACAGGAUCGACAAGUUGGACGAGACGUUUCAUCACGUCGAGGACGACUACUUGCGCCUGCUGGAGAGCUUGAAGCACAAGAAACCCACCGAAGAAGAGGAUGAUGUUAAAGGGAAGAGGAUGGAGCCGUCGUCCCCGGAACAGAGGCCUUCGAAGAGAGCUAGGGUUGUUGCCAUUCGCGACGGUGGGGAUGACGAAGAAGAUAAGCUUUGAUUGCUUUGCACGUCGUUUCCUUUCCUUCACCUUUUCCAUACUUCCUUAGCAACUUUUUCUCCUGGUUAAUUGGGUUUACUGUUCUUUCCUUAUGAAUCACUACGCCUGUUCGGAUCAGAAGAGGUUCUUCUGUCCAUCCAUCCAUUUAUCUGUCUCUCGAUGUGUACUUUAGCCACUCCCAAGAUCACUCGAUUCAGACGUGUCGUCAUCAAGGGUCUAGCUAUCGGCUAUGCUGUGCAGCUGUAGAGCAAUAUGGGAUCGCGGAUCACCUCCCUUCCCUGCAGCAUCGGAUUUCACCAAUGAUCGAGCACUGAUAAACACGAC